GACACUUAGGGUGCACCUGUGUAGACUGCACCCAUGUCCACCUCUACUGUUCCCGCUAGAGAUCCUUCUCAUGUGGUGUGAAGACUACUACAGGCUGUGGGUGAAGUGCCUGAAAGUGGAGGGGAGUCCACAGAGAGCAAAGAAAACAAGAGGGAGAGGCAGAGGAGGCAGAGGGCCGGGCCACGCAGAGAAAGGGACCACUCAGCGACGAGACCCAGCGACGAGAGCAGAGCGCUCCAGCACGGCGCGGACAGCGGGGUGGCAGGGAGAGCCGAGGGGGCGCGGAGGCUGAGCGCCCAGCCCUCGGACCCCCAGAUCGCAGGAGGCGCCUAGAGUCACCGGGGCUUGGGACCGCACGGUCCGAGCGCACAUCGCACGCACCUCGGGGAUCCUGCGCGCACGGCAGCCGGCGAUGAGCGAGAGCAGCCGCCUCUGCUCGGGCUACUACAGCCUCAACCGCAGCUUCGUGGAGCCCUUCCAGUGCCCGCGGCGCGGCGACGGGGCCGCGCUGCUCUACUGCUGCGGCUUCGCAGACCUCAAGUACUGCUGCAGCGAGCCGGGCAGCUACUUCCCCUACAAGCACAGCUACAUGUGGAGCCUCAGCAUCGGAGCUCUGGUUGGACUGGGAAUCGCUGCCCUUGUUUUGCUCGCCUUCGUCAUCAGCGUCUGUGUCCUUUGCUACCUAUUUCUGUACACAAAACCUCAACGAUUAGACAACGGCCUCAAACUUCAGCACCUAGAGGCAGCUUCCACCCUAGAAGGCAACUUAAAUAGAAAAACCAAAGGCCUCAUUUCAAAUGCAGCAUCAAAUUCAACAAAUGAGAUAGUCUAUGAAGCCGAUGACGUAACUCAAGAAAAAACAAUGGAUACAACACAAAUCAAUAUUGCUUAUUAGCUAAAAUCCCUGUUUUAAAAGCUUACUGGAGAGAUGGAACAUUAAGAAUAAAGAAUGCUUUUUAUUUUAUUUGGCUUUUUGAGAAGGGUCUCUCUACAUAGUCUUGGCCAUCCUGGGACUCAUUAUGUGGACAGGGCUGGCCAGCUCACAGAGAUCUGCCUGCCUCUGACUUCUGAGUACUGGUAUUAAAGGUGUGUGCUACCACACCUGGCAAGAAUGCAUUUUCAAUCAGCUUCUAACAUUGCUUUUUCAAUAAUUGCCACUCACAAAGCAAGACCAGCUGCAGUUUUAAUUAGCUCAUUUAUUUAAACACUCUCUAAGGUUCUGGUAAAUGUUUUUGUGCAUAAGUCUACUUUGUCAAGUUUCUGUAUGACAUGAAACUAAUGCUAUUUCUUCAAAAUAAAGAGUUUAACAAUGACAGAAAGUGAACCAA
This is a messenger RNA of Peromyscus maniculatus bairdii (prairie deer mouse), 1328 nucleotides long. RefSeq names its product shisa like 2B (gene Shisal2b). Lineage: Eukaryota; Metazoa; Chordata; Mammalia; Rodentia; Cricetidae. The record is from RefSeq and is a predicted model, not a curated record.